AUUAUACAACUACCUGUAGUGCUAUCAUCACUGCAGAAAACCGUUUUGAGUGCAGCGCUUAACAAGCCCACAAGACCUGACUUUCACACCAACGGCGUGCCGAUAAAUUCGCUUAUUGAUGAGUUCACUUUAAAAACGUCUGUUGCCGCAUGCGGCAGUCUGUAUGCGCAACCUGCUAUGGCUUCAGAUGGCACUUAUCUAUAUCUUCUACUUGGUAGCUCUUUGCUAAAGAUUGGCACUGGAUUUAGUGGCUCCUUUAAAGGUCAUGUGUAUGCACAAAAUGACGAGUUUACCAAGGAAAAAUCUGGUUGGCUGGGAUGCUUCGGCGGGAAGCUCUAUUUUCGGCGUAAUGUAAAACGUUCGGCAGAUCAUCUGCAUCUUGUCAACACGGAGACGUUGACUAUUAAGGGGAUCAACUCUGUUAAUCUAGUACCCAUACGUGAUGGAUUCAACUAUGUCCUUUUCACGGAUGAAGACUCCAUUAAUGCUAUUUGCACCAAUAGAGAUGAUACGCUUGUCGUGAAAAAAUUAAAUUUCAACAACUCUAAUACUUACGGCAGCGACUCGACGACGCCAUUCGAACUUCCGCUCAAGCUGGCGCGUAAAAAAUUUCGCACACUUGGCUACGCUGCUUUCGAGGAUGAGGUGCUCAAUCAAAACCAAAUACAAAAAAUUCAAUCGUCAUACAAUAUUUUUGAGCCGAAAUUGCCCAGCGAUGUAGAAAUACAGGGCAUCGUUUGCGGCAAGGAAUUCGGUCUUGUGCGUGCAUCGAACGGUAAGGUGUAUUACUAUGGCAAGUCAGCAUCGCUGGGCUUAAAAUCUAUCGGACGUACGCCCACGAUGAAAAUGACAGAGUUGAUUAUUUCCAAAGUUUCAAAUAUUGUACACAUUGCUCUGGGGCAUGAUGGUAUACAUGCUUUAUUAGUAAAUGAUGACGGUACUGUAUACUUUACCGGUACUGCACGCCGGGGAGAAGAUGGUGACUCUUCAAAGAAUCGUCGCCAGCCAAAAGCCGUCAAGCCCAAAAAGAUGUCAAAAAUCGAUGGACAUGUAGUCAUACAUGCGGCCUGUAACAACGGCACCUCAGCUUUUGUUACAAAAACGGGCAAGCUGAUUAUGUUUGGCAAGGACACAGCGCAUUGUGAUGCCAGCGGUUGUGUGAGCGAUUUUAUUGAUCAGCACAUAACGAAAGUGGCGCUGGGUAAAGCGCAUUGCGUGGCGUUAAACUCUAAGGGUCAGCUUUUCACUUUUGGUUUGAAUAACAAGGGACAAUGCGGGCGUGUGUUUACCAAAUCCAGCAAAGAUAAUUGCGUCUCUCUGCAAGGUAGUGGGGGUGGUAAUGCUUUCGGCAUGGGAGCAAUUGCUGAUUCAGAUGGGAAGGAUUUGUUGGUGGGGAAAAAAUUAAAAUUCGAUUUCUCCACACUCUGCGACUACGAUGAUCAUCAACUAGUGCAAGGACAAUGUCGCGUCUGUGUUAUGUGUCGCGAAUGCACCGGCUACAACGUGUCGUGUGUUUCAACGCUGAAUGUGCCCAUCGAAGAGCGGUUGGCCGGAGCCAUAUGUCCCUGUGGUCAUGGCGAUGCUGGCUGUUCGAAAUGUGGGCUCUGUUCCACCUGCAUUUCACUGCAAGAGGCAGAAAAUGAUGCUAACAAGGACAACAAACAGCUGCAUAGUGAGUUGAAUCGCCAACGCUCGAAGAGUUUGAUAAUGCGCCGCAAGGAAAAAAAAUCGAUUGCGGAGGAAAGUGCCGGAACCCAAGCUACUGAUGUAGACAAAGAUCCACCUCGUGUUGCUCCAUUAGCGCCUCAAAUGCUCAAACUGCCCAGUAGCUCACCUGUCGUGCAAGUGUCUUGCGGUCUUCAUCACACUGUCGUUUUAACGUUAGCUGGCGAGGUUUUCACUUUUGGCAGUAAUCAAUACGGUCAGUUGGGAACGGGUGAUUUACAACCUGUAAACGGGCCUGUUAAGGUAAAUGUGCAAGGCGCAAUUAGCCAGGUCAGCGCUGGCAGCAAUCAUACAGUUCUGAUGACUUACAAAGGCAUGGUGUACACUUUUGGUAAUUACCAAAAGGGACAGCUGGGUAGACUGCCCAAUGAUUUUCAGCGCGAUAAGGCAUCAGGCGGUGGGGAGGAUGCGGGCGUAGCGUUCAAUAAAAGAGCAAGUAGUGAGCAAAACGGAGCGACCGUGGGUAUGAGCGGUGUGGGCAAGGAUGUCGGCAUUGCAAAUUUAUUGACACAGCGACAAAAAUUCCUUUGGCAUUGCGCACCCGGCGCGGUAUUCGGUUUGGGUCCGAGCUUUGGCAAGAAAGCCACUUGGAUUGGCGCCAGCGGUGAUCAGACAUUCAUCAAAAUCGAUGAGUCGCUCAUUACUACACACAUGUUGCCGAAAGUUAAUGUGGUCGCCAAUAAAAAAACAAUUCUACUGAUACCAACUAUUCCACUCACAUUCCACACUCUUUCGAUCAGUCGCCGUGACGGAAGUUGCACCGCUCAUUAUCGCAAUCAAAUAAAUUUUGUGCAAAUUAUACAAAAUAGUAAUGCUAAAGUCAUGCCGGAACUCAACCAAAACAUCGCCGCUAGCGCAUGCCCCUCGGUAGUAGCUAGCAGUGCACCCGCUGCGGUGGCGCCGCUGCAACCUGCCGUUGCUGGCCCCAUCAAUGAACAGAUGUCGCGUAGUAUGCAUGAGGCGCGCAAUCAAAUCUUUGAAUUGCAAGAGAGCCAGCAGGGAGAACAGCAGCAGCAACAUCGUCGGCGGCAACGUGGGCACGAGCAGGCCAAGAGUCCUGCCAGUGUCUCGUCCAGCGGCAGCGGUCAUGGCAGUGUUGUCUUGGACAAACCACAACCGCAAAUCGCAUUCGCCUUGGAUCCCCACUACAAUGUGUUGUGGGUGUAUGAUGGUGGGGCGAGGAAAUUACAGUGCUACAAUGUGCUUGCAAGCGAGAUAGCUAAUUGCGGUGUUAACUCGUCGAAUUUUCGCGCAAUUCUAUCACCUGAAUUGGCCUUACCAAACAAAACAGAUGCGCGUAUAUCGCGUUCACAAGCCUCUUUGAAUUUACUGGCAUGCUUGGAUAUCCUCACUUCGGCGCAGGAUGCAAUUCCGAGCUGCUUUGACGAAGCCACACCCAAGCAACAAAGUCAGGCCAAAGAAGCUUUGAAUAACGAGUACCAAAUUGUCAAUCGCUUUGAUAAUUUUGGCGGUGGAUGGGGAUACUCAGGCCACAGCGUAGAGGCUGUACGCUUUUCCGCCGAUACCGACGUCAUGAUUUGCGGCUUUGGUAUGUUUGGUGGUCGGGGAGAGUAUACCUGCAAGUUGAAACUAUUCGAUUUAGGCGCCGAUGGUGGCGGCUAUGAGAAGGAUGGUGUUCUAAUUAGCGAAACCAAGGAGGUGCCAUUUGAGUGCGCUGCACGCAGUAAACAUCACAUUAUGUUGCCGAAACCCAUAAGUGCUGCAGCAGGACGCUGGUAUUUAGUUUGGGCGCGUAUUGCUGGUCCCUCUUCCGACUGCGGCUCUUGUGGUCAAGCCUCUGUAACAACCGAAGAUCAAGUUGUCUUCACAUUCAAGUCAUCGAAGAAAGCCAAUAAUGGCACUGAUGUCAAUUCCGGUCAAAUACCAUCUAUUCUCUAUCGUCUCAUCACACAGGAAUCAAAACAGCCCACUGCGCCGGUUGAUGUGGAUCCGGUGCAAAAGAUUACAAAAGCCUUUGCGAAUACAGUAAGCAAGGAGUGCUUUGAGAGUUUAGUAGUUUUGCUCAAUUGGUCUUGGGAGACCUUUAAGACAAAUUUGCGCGAGCAACGCGAUAAAGGGCGGCAAUUGCAAGUGAAGCAAUCAUUGGCUUACCUAAUUUAUGUGAACAAGUCCUGUCUGCGUCUAUUGCGUAAAUACACCAACGAGAUAUAUCCCCAACGCGCCUCCGCAACAUUUGUUAACACGCUGGCGGCGACAAGUAUUGCAAAUGCGCUAACGAAGCUGCAGACACGCGCUGGCAAGACGGGGGAUGGCAAGGACAAAAAUUCCAAAUCCAUUUUGAGCAAUUCUGCGUCGACUGUUAUUGCGAAUAAUGUAGCAAAGUACUUUGGUGAAGCCUCAUCAGCAACCACAUCAAUGUCUGGUGCUCCAAACAACGGGUCGACUCGCAAGCCCAAUAUGGAGAAUAUACAAUUGGCCGAGUGCAUUGGCAACGUACGCGCGCUUCUUAUUGGCAUAUUUUGCGAUGAUGUUUUCAAAGAUAUUUGUAACGAAAAAGGCUUCGUCAUGGUUGUAGAAAUAUUGGAAGAAUGCCACAUCAGCUUUGUGGCCUGUUUUGAUGCCUUCUAUCCUACCUCGUCGCUAAAAUGGAAUUGCUUGUGCGAUCUGCUCUCCCAAAUGGACAAGCAAGGCACCUUACAUUCGCGGCUGUUGAGCGCCAUACUGGCUGGUCUUUGUUCUCCUUCGGUCAAAUUGCGUACCACGUUUUCGCUUCUUAAUCCAGGCAAUGAGCGCCAAUCGAUAAUUAGUCCAAGCGACAACUCUGGUCUACCAAUGUUGUCAUCCACUGAAGCACAUCAAUAUCCAAUACUUGUAGAACAAAUGAUCUAUCGUACGCAGCAGGAGAAAAGUGACUUUCUUAGUAAUUCGUGGACUUUCAAAGAUGUGCUCGUGCGGCUAUUGGACAUCAUCGCGAAUCCGAUACGCGCACGCAUUGAGAAUAUUUACAAUCGCAGUGUGCAAUUUAAUUAUACAGCUGCUUACGGCGGUAAAGAUAUUAAUCAAGGAUUGAUCGACAACUGCUGCCAUCUCUUGGCGCGUGUGUUGGCCGAAAUAGUAUAUCAAACCUCGUUGGGCGAUUAUGACAAAAUGUUUAUGCCGCCACGCAGCCUUCACUCUACCGGUUCCCGUUUUGCGCGCUGCGACCAGAGCCGCACUUGGAACACCGGUAAUUUCGGACCCGAUGCGAUUGGGUUUACUGUGGAUCGAGCUGGUAUUGCAAUUGCGGGCGCCAUGGUGUUCUCUGGUUCCGGUUCAUAUGAUUACCAAUUGGAAUUGUUGUAUGACAACACCGUAGAUUUGCAGUCUCAACACAAAUGGGAAACACUCGAAUCCGUAUCGGGCUCAUACGAUCAGGAUGUAGUACACAAUGAUAUGACAGAAAUAAAAUUUGAGAGACCGGUGCACAUAAAGGAAAAUGCGCGUUAUGCACUUCGCUUGUGCUCACAAGGCGCCCGCACUUGCUCCGGUGAUGCAGGCAUGCCUUCGAUACGCGGUCCUUGCGGCACUACAUUCCAGUUUUACUCCUGUGACUUGAGCUUCAAUGGCACUACGCCACAACGCGGCCAAAUACCUUGUAUACUUUAUUAUAGCACGCCCGUAAAGAGUGAUGGGUCGGGAGGUGGCUGUGGGGUCGGUAGCAUUGGCAACAGUGCGAACGGUGCACCACCCUCGAAUGAGGUGACCACUCGUGAUACUGCUUUGCAAAUUGCCAGUGAUAUUACAAAAAAGUGCACUGAAUUGUUGAUUUUAGCACGCAAUGCUUUGGCGGCUUCACUCUCACCAUCAGACAACUCAUCGAAUCACACACAGACUAUUGACUCCGAGCACAAUAUCACCCCAAUUGAGGAGCAUAUGGACAUCAAUUGGGCCAAUAAUUCUCGUACCUCUGUGCUACCUGUAGAUGCGAAUAUAUCAACUGCACGUGAUAUAACAAAGCGCAUUGAAUCUUUUUCGAAGGGCAUUAUGGAGACUUUGAAAUUUGACAAGCGCUCUACAAAUCCAUUUGAAAUGGAAAUCGAAAUAGGCGCCACAGAAAUACAUCCAAAAGACUUGAUGAUUGAGGAGAGUACAGGAGUGCAGGAUUUGAAUUUCCGUAAUGGUCAAAUAGCGAAGCUCAACGGCAAUGAACGUGUGGAUGAUGAAGAUGAAGUAGCAGAGGAGUUUGUGAAUGUGCAACAUCAUCAUCAGCAGAACAAUCAGGUUGGCAUUGGUGGGAUUCUGCGCUCCGAUUCGGAAGAUGUGCCAGCUACUCAGUUAACCGUUGUACAGAUUAUGGAAGUUUUCAAUAUGGCAUCAUCCAAUAUGUUCCAUACACUCUUACCGCUCGUUUAUGCGCAUAUCGCUAAUUUGGCAUGCAGUGAUCCAAAAAGUUCUGUUCAAAUACUCGGCAUGAUUAAGGAAAUACUGCCGCAUAUUGCCGCACUCAAUCAACUUUACGCUACGAAAGAUCAAAACGUUGCACCCAGUGCCGCAGCCACCAUUAGUCCGGCUGCGGCCGCGCAAAGCGUGCGCAAUGCUAUUGCCGUCGAUAAUCGUCAAUUCCGUUCGCGUAAAAAGAGCGAAAGUGAGGCACAAAUGCUAGGCGAUCGAAAUGCAAGCGAAACCAUCACCACUAGCAAUCAUUAUUGUGUGGUGGAGAGCGAACAUCCAUAUCGUAGCGCUACAAUUAGUUGUCAGCGUGUUGAAUUUCCUUCCUGUGUGCAGUGGUUAACUAUAGAGUUCGAUUCGCAAUGCGGCACUGCGCAACUGGAGGAUUAUCUUUUGCUUUCCAUACCCAUGCGUCCGACAAUUACCGAACCUUGUCCAUCGAAUGAAGACUACUUUGAUAUGUUGGAUAAUAAUAUGCGGCGUUCAAAUGGUUGCGCAGGCAAUUCUCUGAUAAGCAGUUGCUAUAAAAGUGCGAUUGGAAAAGAGGAGGCGGAUGUUGGUACGAGUAUGGAGCGCGACUGGAUUGUGGUGAAGAAAUUUAAUAGUUCUUCAAACUGGAUGCAAAAUGUUAUGAUUUUACCCGGUAAUUGUGUUGAGUUUUCAUUGGAAACAUCUUCGCUGUACGCACAGGAUCCCCACAUUAAUCGUUAUGGCUUUAAAUGUCUUGUUGUCGGUUAUGAUAAUCCAUCGACGCUAAGCGCUGCUAAUUCAUGUUUAAUACAACUGGAGCAGGAAUUAGCGUAUUUAGGUGGCAUGUGCAGCGCCAAUCUCAUGAAAAAGGACCUCAAUUUGCCAGACGAUAAAGAUAUGGAGGACCUCGGUGGUGUUGAGGAGACUAUAAAUAUUCAUCAUGCACUCUUAUCAAAAGGUUUUGCGCUAUCUGAGCCAGUUUUAACAGUACAUCAAGCAUUAGAAUCCUAUCUGCCAAUUGGGUAAGUCAAUAAAAGUUUAUUUUUUUAUUUUUAUCAAUAAUGAAUAAAACUCGAAUAAAAUGAUUGUGUGUGU
Messenger RNA from Rhagoletis zephyria (snowberry fruit fly), 7179 nucleotides. RefSeq names its product E3 ubiquitin-protein ligase highwire-like. The record is from RefSeq and is a predicted model, not a curated record. Lineage: Eukaryota; Metazoa; Arthropoda; Insecta; Diptera; Tephritidae. Gene Ontology annotation, cellular component: plasma membrane; nucleus. Gene Ontology annotation, molecular function: ubiquitin protein ligase activity. Gene Ontology annotation, biological process: regulation of synaptic assembly at neuromuscular junction; axon guidance.